Molecule: messenger RNA, 5354 nt
Organism: Cherax quadricarinatus
Lineage: Eukaryota; Metazoa; Arthropoda; Malacostraca; Decapoda; Parastacidae
Source: RefSeq, a predicted model, not a curated record
AUGCGGCAGACAGCAGGCACUGUGGAGGUGCGGCAGACAUCAGGCACUGCGGUGGAGGUGCGGGAGACAGCAGGCAUUGUGUUGGAGGUGCGGCAGACAACUUGCACUGUGGUGGAGGUGCGGCAGACAGCAGGCACUGUGGUGGAGGUGCGGCAGACAGCAGACACUGUGGUAGAGGUGCGGGAAACACAUAGAGGAGGAAUUGCGUCUGGAUGGAAAGUGAUCCAUUUAAACCGUGUGACUGUAGACAACAGACUAGAGAACCUUGCAUUAGUACCUGUAGGAGCCAGGCAACCUACAGUCACACAGAUUGCAACACCUAGAGACCAGUCCCUAUACUGGGUUGCUAUCCAACAAUUACCUGCAGACCCAGUAGAAGAGCAAUAUGGUGAUUUUGUAGUAACACGAUACUUCAACGCAAAUGGUGAAGUGGUGGAGGAGGAGGAAGAUUGUUAUUAUGAAUGUCGAUACCCUCCCUGUACCAACAUAGAGAAAGAGCUUAGAGAAUUUUCAAUAUGUGGUAGAUGCCAGGAAGCAAGAUACUGUGGUACAUAUUGUCAGCAGAAAGAUUGGCCUGUGCACAAGAAACUGUGUCGAGAAAAAAGACGACCGUGUCUGACUGAGAGACCUCCGGAACGCUAACAUCUGCCCAAACUAGUCACACAUCCUUGGUAGACACCCAUACUCCUAUAUAUUGGAGGAUUUAUUUAAUUUCACUUAACAUUCAAAAGAAAUUGUUUUCCUGGUAGAUAAAUAUAAGUCCUUCAAAAAUGCCGUAGAUUCUAUUUUUUAAAGGUUAGAAAGUAAAUAUUAUUUUGUCUCAACUGGGUAAAUCUGACAAAUUGUACAGUAUACGAAUUUACAAGGGCAUACAUUCCCCCCUUUUAUUUUAAUAGUCUGUACUUCAUUAGCAUGUGAUAAAUUUAAUAGUUUCUUAAAGCACUUUAGUUUAAAAGGCAUACUUAAUACUGUUAAACCCUAUUACCAGUAAUAUAUUUUUUAAAUUAUUGAAGAAGAUUUGAUCAUACUUAUGCUUUUAAUGUUUAUUACCUUUUAUGCUAUUAAUUUUUAAAGAUAAAAUUACAUAGUAUUUGUAUGCAGGACAAAGACUUGAAAAUAUGAUCACAUUAACAGCAUGUAUAUAACAUCCUCCAGUAUGCUGAGACUGGGAGUCUGCCAGUAAUUUUAUUACAGUUAAUAUGUGAAACAGUUAACAGCCAAUAAAUGAAAUGUUUGGUAAGUUCCAAGUCUGAUUGUGUGUGUGUGUGUGUGUGCAUGUGUGUGAAUAAUGAAGUACAGUAGAGUGAUACUGUGCGAACACCAUACAAGUGUAUAAUGGAAGAAAUCACAGUAAAAUGCAUGACCGCAAACAAGAAAAAAACCACAGUGAAAACAGGAAAAAAUACCCCAGUGAAAUCAGUAAAUAAAACUUGAGCGCUUUCAUGUGCUUACACACACAUCUUCAGAGGAAUAGGAAGAAGAUACUCAGGGUUUAACAUAUAAAAUGUGAUUCUCUUGCCUCUUCUUCCUGUUCCUCUGACAAUGUGUGAAAGCACAUAAAAGCGCCCAAGUUUUAUUUCCUGUUUUCAUUGUGGUAUUUUUUUCACAAGUGUAUAAUGUUUGAUAAACACUAACCAUUUAAUCUUGAAGAUUUACAGCCCCAGUUUUGAAUUGGAAGAAAAAAAUCACCCAUUUGCAUGCAUGUAUUCAUAGACCUAUUUAUGAAUAGUGCAGAUAUUUCUUAACUUCUUUGCAGUUAUAAUAAUCAAAUAUUGGUAAAAAAAAGCAAAACCAUAAAACAUAAUCAUGGAAUUAAAUAAUUUAAUACCCUGUUCAGUAUUUCUUUUAUUUGGGUAUGGAUAUAUAGUACCCAGUCAGAGAUGAGAAGAGUUUGUGCAUAGCUUGUCAAGAUCCCCUGCCAGUAGUUGUUCGUAACACAUGCAUGAGCAGGACUUUAGUUGGAAAGGAUGUCUGACAAUCUAAUGCAGGUAACUGAAUAUAAGUACUUGUACACUUAUACACACACAUACAUAAAUAUAUAUAUUAUAUAGUCUCUCCUCACUUACUGACAACUCGGAGUUGUUAUUAUUAUUAUUAUAAAAAAAGAAGCGGUAAACCUACAAGGGUCAUACAGCAACUUGGAGUUAUGACGAGCUCUCUAACCAGUAUGCAAUGCUAAAUAAUGUAUAUUAGAGCUGAUUUUUCUCUAUUCUGUUUAUUACAGUAUGCAGUACACUACUGUCUAAACAUUUAAAAAUAUACCAAAAAUGCUAUAAAUGAUGCAAAGGUGACAUUAAAAAAAUAUCUAAAGAUAGUAGACACAAACCCACUACCAGUAUACAGUAGUAUGCUUCUCGCUUAGCAACGAAUUCGUUUACCAAUGUGGUCUUAGGAACGGAAUUCCGUCGUUAAGUGAGGAGAGACUGCAUUUACAUACACAAAAGAAAAAUGAUAAAUUUCAUAUUUAUAAGAAGUGCUAAAUCUAUAUGGGUUAUUCAACACUGGAUAAAUUAAUCAGAUUACAUAUUAGGGUAUUAUUAAAUUCAGCAAAAAAGUUAAGCUCGUAUGGGUCAUACAGUGCUAAAAUAAAUCUGAUGAAGUACCACAAGCAUAGCUCUAUUCUUGUAACUGUUUUUAAAUAGGUAAUUAUAUAAAUGGCAUAGAAAGGGCUUUAGACUAAUAUUUCACAAGCAGUGGUAGAUAGCUGGAGUUGACACUAGAUGAAGGAAAUAUAUUGCAACUACUGAUAGCCAAACUUUGUAUGAUUGUUUAUAGAGGACUAUAUGCCAUGAGUGUAAAUCUAUUCCAGAAGCUACAAACAGGUUAUUACACAUAUGUAAAGGAGUAUUACCACUGGUUUUGUAUAAAGACUCGUUCCCUUAGAAAAAGAAGAAAGAAAUAAGGCUUAAAUACGUGCUGCUCUGUAAGUGAGGUAUUUUACUACCUCGUUUAAAUUUUGAAACAUCUAUUCAUCAACACACAUAAGAUUGUAGCACCAUGACACACUAAAACACCUCACUCAGUCCUUUUCAGAGUUGCUGGUUUAGGAAUGGGGAUGGGGGACAGGGGCACCACAUUAGUGAUGGGCUCUUGAUUCACAGAACUAGCACUCUACCUUCCUCGGAUCAGACCUGAUUACCUCCCGACUUCUAUUCCCUAGGCUCCAUAUGACCCUUGUUAGUUUAGCACUUCCCUAUGAUUAUAAUAAUAAAUUCAGAGUUGGUGGACUAAAGUGGUGGGACAGGAAGCUAGCAGCUUUUAGACCCAAAAAGGCAAAGGUGCAGGGGUGGGAAAAUUCAAAAUCCAUCGAAGGUAUAUAUAGAACUUGAUUUAAUAGAGCUGUCCAUUGAGGAAAAUAUCAUAAAAAAAACUUACUCUACACGUGUCUUUAAUUUAUCACUGCUGGCAGUACACCUAUGUUCCCAUCCUUUAGAUCUCUUAGAGUAAUGGUUCCCAAAUUUUAGUGCAUGCAUCCCUGGGAAUGCAUAAGGUAACCUGUGGGAGUUUGUGACGUGAUAUCUAUGGGGGUGCAUGAGAAAAAUUCUGUAAUGGCAAUGUCAACAGUGGAAGCAUAAAGAAUUUGUUGCUCAUAUCAGAAGAAGUCAUUCCAUCAGUUUCCUGGAUACACUGUAGAACUCAGAGGUCCUUGCUGAUAAAAAAAAAUGCCAACAGUAGCAUUCACAGAGGUCCUUGCUGCUAAAAAAUGUGAGCUGUGGCAUUCACAGAGGUCUUUGCUGUUAAAAAAAAAAUGCCAGCUGUGGCAUUCACAGAGGUCCUUGCUACUAAAAAAUGCCAGAUGAGUUUGCCACUGUUCAUUGAAUCAGUGAAUAUGAUAUUCUCCAUCAAAUCUAAUUUGCUACGUCAAGGAUUUUUAUAAUGCUGCUCAAAAAUGGGCAGUGGACAUGAGACACUUUAACUUCACACUAAAAUGUGCUAGUUGUGCCAUGGGAAAAUUUUAAAAAGACUUCUUGAACUGAAAUAUUAAGUUCAGCAACAGUUUUUAGACAACCCAUUUUACUUUUCUUCUUGCCUGAUAAAGAAAACUGGCUAUAAAAACUAGCAUGCAUGGUAGACAUUUUUUGGCUUGGAAAGAACUGAAUUUAUGUCUCCAGGAUGUCAGAGCCACAGUAUUCAACACACAAGACAAGGUCAAAGCAGUGAUAAAUAACUGGCAUUUUAAUGAAUCUGUAUAAUACUAUUUCCCUCAGUGAGUUCCAACACUUCAAGAAUUCGUCAAAAUAAAUGAAAAUGUCUUGGACGACACGUGAAAGGCCUUAUAGUGAGCAAACACCUCAAGCACCUGUCAUAGCUACAGAUAUAUAUUUUCAUCAUGGAUCAAUCUCAGAUCUGUGUGCUUUGAAGUUUCUCCCACUCAUACACUCAUAAUACUACUACUAUUGCCUCACUAAUACUCUACUCUCUGACUUCUGUCACUACCACUACUCCCUUCUCAUUACCUCUGUCACUACUGCACUAUUUUCUACUAUUGCUAACACCACCACUACCUUUGCCAUUACUUCUACCUCCUCCCAUUCUCCCAGCCCCCCCCCUUGUGUAUAUACUGGCUCUCUCUCCUUCGCACUUAUAUGUAACUGGUUAAUGGUCCAAGUCAGACCAAAAUGUCGUGGAUUAUUUGUGUAUCAUAUACUUGUCAUUUGACAACAGAAGCAAUUAAUGGAGUUAUGUUGGCUGAUCUUUAUUUCAAAGAACACAAUAAUGCUAGUGUCAAAACAGCCAGCAAGAUGAUGUGGUGGAUAAUGAGAACUUUCAAAACAAGGGCAAUAGUUGUGGAGAGAUUUUCUCCAGGAGGGGGGUAUCAGUCCCCUUCAGCCCUUUCAGAAGGGGCAAGCAUCUUGUUUACUGCUUCAGCAAGUAAUUGAUCCCAGAUGCAGUACCAGUAUGCAACGUGGUCAAGCGACCGAGGCUCCGUGCAAGACUCCAGUGUUGCAAAGUGUAUUUUAAUAAGAGACAGUCCAUCAUCUUACCUUAGCAGGACAAUUAAGGAAAAUCCUGCUCCCACUUUAUUACCAUGGUAAAGAUAGUGUACAUUGUUGUCUAUGCUUAAGACAGCAAGAUUCAAGCAUUCUGACCGUCGCGUUAGCCACUGGACCAGCCAGCCACAAUAAGAUUCGUCCAACUAGGUAUAUUUCUACACCAUAGGAAGGUUAGCAUAGGCACCACUGUGACCACAAAUGCAAGUUUUUACGGACGAAUCUCCAGCUAGCGUGGCUGUGACAAACUCUAGCUCAAGUCCCCUCACUGCUGUCAAAGCAUUCUGCUUUGCUUCAUGGAGGAAGUGGCAAGGAAGCAAAAGUACUAGGUCAGCUUUUCCUUUAUGUGCUAGGGGUAGUGAC